Molecule: messenger RNA, 2073 nt
Organism: Candida tropicalis MYA-3404
Lineage: Eukaryota; Fungi; Ascomycota; Pichiomycetes; Serinales; Debaryomycetaceae
Gene: MNN14
Product: Mnn14p
Exons: 1
Coding region: 1-2073 (690 amino acids)
Biological process (GO): protein O-linked glycosylation
Cellular component (GO): Golgi apparatus
Molecular function (GO): alpha-1,3-mannosyltransferase activity
Source: RefSeq, a predicted model, not a curated record
AUGCUAUUUUCAAAACGUAGAACUUUGUAUCAACUGAAAAGAUGGAUGAUCUUGUGCUUACUUCUGUGGACAUCAUUUUGUAUACUUGUGAUAUGGAAAUAUUCAGAAUUCAAUUUUUAUCUUUCAAGAAAUGUGAUACCUUUAGAAAUCCAAAAUGAAAUCUCCAAUCUCCUUGAUUCCCAUUAUCCCAAAUUUGAAACAAAUAUUAAUGAAUCCGAAUCAACUACAUAUCUCAAGAUAUUUCAGGAUAUUGAUAAUAUUCAAGCAGAGUUGUUCCACAUUAUGAAAGACUACAGUUUACAGGAACGAUGCGACUUGUAUUUCUCAAAUGUUGAUACGAAAAAUGGUAUUAUUGUUGAUCCAGAAUACGAUUUCAAAUACGACAAGUUUAAUUAUCUAGAUUGGGAUGAAUACCGUCGAGAUUCUCUUAAUAAGUUAAAAGAAGAGUUGGAUGAUGAAUUCUAUGAUUUUGAAGGAAAUGAAUUGGAAGAUAGGAUCAGGGUCAAAUAUGAGAUUGCCAAGAUGAAAAACGAGGCUGAUGAACAAUUAUUACAUGAUUAUUUCUUGCACGUCAAAAUUUUCAACAAAUGUUAUAUUGAUGGAAAUAAUGGUUUUAUUGAAGAACAAAAACAACUACUAUCAGGUAUAAAUUUGAAUGGGAAAGUUCAGCAUUUCAAACCAAGACGUCAUAGUGCCAAUGUUAAAGCUUUAGAAACAAAAAUAUUCCCUUGGUUAACACAAAAAUUUCCUUACUAUGAUCUGUUACUAACUGGUGAAAUAACAACAUUAGAAGCUGAUUCUAAUAGUUUUUUACACACUCAAAAGAAUGUAUUAUCCGGUAAAGGAAUAGUGAUAACAAUUUCUGAUUCUCACUUAGACGAUUGUAUUAGACUAAUUCACUUGUUGAGAUAUCUUGAUAAUAAAUUACCUAUUCAGAUCAUUCAUACUGGGUUGUCAGAUGUAACCAAGAAUCAACUAAGACAAGCAAGUACUUCUGAUUUUCAAGGGAAACCCCAUCAAAACGUCACAUUAGUUAAUGUUACACCAGCAAUAGAAGAAAAAUACUUACACAAGUUUGAUAAAUUUGGGCAUAAAAUCCUUGCAGUAUUAUUCAACACAUUUCAAGAAAUCAUACUACUUGAUGCUGAUACUGUUUUAACUCAAAAACCAGCAAAAUUUUUCAAGUUGAAGAAAUACAAGAAAUCAGGUACAUUGUUUUAUAGAGAUAGAAACACUGCUGAAUAUCGUCCUGGUCAUGAUAUAACAAUGUUUUUGAAAUUGAUGAAUACUAAUAUGGAUUCAAAACUAUUUGAUUUACCACAAAUUUCAAAUAAAACCAUGGAUAUGCCAUUAUUUUCUCAAAAAAUAAGUCAUAUAAUGGAAAGUGGAUUAGUAUUAAUUAAUAGAAAGUCACAUUUUGGACAAAGUUUAAUAAUGGCAAAUAUGUAUUUUUUCCAUCCUAUUACCGAUCGAAUUUAUGGAGAUAAAGAAAUGUUUUGGUUAUCACUUUCAAUUUUAGGAGAUGAAAAUUUUGAAUUUAAUAAACAUCCCGCAGCAGCAAUAGGUCAAAUAACUCCAUAUCAAGAAAGAAUCAAAGGAUUGAAAACUGUUCCAGAGUCAUUGAUAUCUAAAGAAAUAUGUUCUAAUCAUCCAGCACAUAUAAAUGAUGAGGAUAAUCAUACAUUAUUAUGGUUUAAUUCAGGAUUCAAGUUUUGUAAUCAAUUAGAGAAAGUAAAUUUUGAAGAAGAAUUUAACAAAAAAGAUAGAUUUACACAUUUACGAACCAUAGAUCAAUUCAAAUCUUUCUGGGAAAGUAAAUUAUUGAUAGAAAGUGCAAUCAUUCCACCAGAAAAUAUAUUCUGUAAUGAAGAGUAUAAAAAUGAACCACGUAAAGCAUGGCAACAUAUGAACCAAUAUUGUGGAGGAUAUACUUGGUGUGCUUAUAGUUCAAUCGGAAAUGGUAAAAACAAACAAAACAAAGGAUUAGUUAUUUCAUAUUCUAAAAAAGAAAAACAAUAUUAUAGAAAAUUAGGAGAAAUAUGGAUGAGUGAUUAUAAUUAUUCACCAAGCUAA